Messenger RNA from Exaiptasia diaphana, 2299 nucleotides. RefSeq lists its product as uncharacterized. Gene Ontology annotation, molecular function: oligosaccharide binding. The transcript has 3 exons. Bases 1 to 1137 code for a protein of 378 amino acids. NCBI's taxonomy places the organism in Eukaryota, Metazoa, Cnidaria, Anthozoa, Actiniaria, Aiptasiidae. The record is from RefSeq and is a predicted model, not a curated record.
AUGCACCUUAUCUAUUCCAUAAUAUAUCUGUGCCUCAAACUUGKCCUAUCUAAAUCCCACUGCGUUGGCACCUGCUAUUCUGGAGGACUUUUCCCAGAGRCCMAAGACAUCUUCCAUGGAAAACAUCUCAAGGGAUACUCCUACAASAACAUCACCACYGAURAUCCAGYCAARUGYUACUCAUCUUGUGUCCAAGAUUGUCGYUGUAAGGCGUGUCAGAUGAAAGAURCAAGAUGYGAGUUGCUGGAUGAGGAYAAGACUUCCAAGGCUGACAAUUUUACAGCUGAGKCAGGAUACGUGUACUUUGAUCUCAAGCAGACAAAGUUUCAGGGGCGACAAUCCCAUAUAAAAYCGCAAGGUAGUUGCUAUAAUGGCUGCUGUCGAUCUCAACCUUGUAUGAACGGAGGGACAUGYGAAGAGCUUUGCCAAAMACCCAAAGAAAAAUUCACCUGCWUCUGCCAGAAAGAACAUAAAGGCAAAAUAUGUGAAGAAAGAGUUACAUCUUGCAUGGAUGUCUUGAUUUCUUCAAAAACAGCMCCAAAGGAUGGUUAUUAUWACAUACWCCACUUCMAAAAAGCAAAGUAUWUAAAAGUAUAUUGUGCAUUUGGUUCAAAUCAGGCAUGGACUUUGAUCGAGUCAUUCAAUUUAACUGUUAAAGAUAAGUUCCAGAAACAACCCUUUAGCAUUCACAAAUCUAUAAACAACAAAGACCCAAACUGGGAUAUGUUCCGUUUGGGCUCGGAAARACUGAAUCACUUCCGUUCCACGUCGACUUUGUUUAGAGCCACAUGCGACUUCCCGAAAAGAGUUUCCAUGACGCCUGACCUUCUGAUUGGUCGGUUGAGUGACGUGGACAUUAUAAACGAAAAAGACAUUGCAGGAUGUAGAAUGUACAAGUUUAUUGACAUAAGGGGRYACAACUGUACGAACUGUACAGCAAAUACAGCUCAUGGAACCGGUUCCUCAUGGCACUUUCAUCUUGAUAUUACUCAUCCAGGAGAUGGUUGCGAUUUCCAUCCACCAGUCACUGUACCAAAUGCUGAUAAUUUUGGAUUUUAUCAAGUCGUUGAUGGAACAUCGAAAUGCACUGCAACACCCCAGUCUACCACACAGUGGUGGUUAGGAGAAGAGAAAUAAUCAAAAUACACUGCAACACCCCAGUCUACCACACAGUGGUGGUUAUAGCUGAGAAAUAAUCAAAACACACUGCACCACACCAGUCUACUACACAGCGGUGGUUAGGAGAAGAGAAAUAAUCAAAAUACACUGUAACACCGCAGUCUACCACACAGUGGUGGUUAGAAGAAGAGAAAUAAUCAAAAUACACUGCGACACCCUAGUCUACCACACAGUGGUGGUUAGGAGAAGAGAAAUAAACGAAAUGCACUGCAAAACUCCAGUCUACCACACAGUGGUGGUUAGGAGAAGAGAAAUAAUCAAAAUACACUGCACCAACCCAGUUUACCACACAGUGGUGGCUAGGAAAAGAGAAAUAAUCAAAAUAAACUGCAACACUACAGUAUAACAUACAGUGGUGGCUAGGAGAAGAGAAAUAAUCAAAAUACACUGCACCAACGUAGUCGACGAACAGUGAGGGUUGGGAGAAGAGAAAUAAUUGAAAUACACUGCAACACCCCAGUCUCACAAACAAUGAGGGUUAGGAGAUGCGAAAUAUUCAAAAUACACUGCAGCACCCCAGUCUACCACACAGUGGUGGUUAGGAGAAGAGAAAUAAUCAAAAUACACUGCAACGCACCAGUCUACCUCACAGUAGCCUGCGUCACAUCCGGACAAACUACGUAGUUUGUUCGGAUGUGACGCAGGCUACCACACAGUGUUUGUAAGGAUAGAGAGGAAAAAGAACCAAAAUAGACUGCAACACCCCAGCCUAACACUGCAGUGGUAGCAGGAGAUCACAAAAAAUAAUCAAAAUAUACUGCAACACACAGUCCACCAAAUACUUGUAAUACGGGACUCAAACAUGCUAAAUAAAUUAUAACGUAUUUCGUAACUUUAAUGAAUGAGUAAUGCUUGUCUUUGAUUGGUCGGUUUAGCCAUACAAACUUUGAAACUUGACUUACAGUCGCAAAUUUUUAUUUAACACAGAAAUUAUUACGAGGCGGGCAAGGCAUUAGUUCUUCUAGAUGACAGAAUGUUUUUUUUUUCCUUUUAACACUGGCUUAGAGUCGAUAUCCCUGAAGUUGGCCCCAAUUUUUAGCACCCCAAUGAGUUGCAGGUAUGUUUGGCAUAGCAGACGAAAUACACUGCUUCUCAUAUAGGUGACCACAUCAACCGUCUG